This is a messenger RNA of Juglans regia (Persian walnut), 1838 nucleotides long. Its product is annotated as probable glucan endo-1,3-beta-glucosidase A6. NCBI's taxonomy places the organism in Eukaryota, Viridiplantae, Streptophyta, Magnoliopsida, Fagales, Juglandaceae. Gene Ontology annotation, molecular function: hydrolase activity, hydrolyzing O-glycosyl compounds. Gene Ontology annotation, cellular component: plasma membrane. The coding region runs from base 104 to 1516 and encodes 470 amino acids. The transcript has 3 exons. Gene Ontology annotation, biological process: carbohydrate metabolic process. The record is from RefSeq and is a predicted model, not a curated record.
UUUCUGCAUUUUUCUUCUUCCUCUCUUCUUUAAAAACAAGCAAACUGCAUGUUCUACUGCACAUAACCAUUUCAUACAAUUCAGAGUACGUAAUCACUAAUCCAUGAGAGGAGCAAUGGGAGAUAUGGGUGUUGUUGCUGUCUUUCUGAUCUUCUCUCUUCUCCGUCUCUCAAGUGCAGAAAUUUCGAGUAAGAUAGGCAUAAACUACGGCACUUUAGGAGACAAUCUGCCUUCUCCAAAUCGAUCCGUGGUGCACAUUCAAGCUAUGAAAGCCGGUCGCGUGAAACUCUACGAUGCCAACCCCGAAAUCUUGCAACUUCUGUCGGGAACUAAGCUCCAAGUUUACAUCAUGGUCCCAAACAACGAAAUAUCAAGCAUUGCUUCCAACCAGACCACAGCCGAUGAAUGGGUCAUAAACAAUGUCCUUCCUUUUUAUCCCGACACCAUGAUCCGUGUUCUGCUUGUUGGCAACGAGGUCUUAAGCUAUUAUUCGGACCAAGAUCGGCAAAUGUGGUACGAUCUUGUCCCGGCCAUGCACAGAAUCAAGAACGCUCUCAAAGCUCAACACAUCAACAACAUCAAAGUUGGCACUCCGUUGGCCAUGGACAUAAUGCAAUCAAGUUUCCCUCCAUCGAGCGGGAUGUUCAGACAUGAUCUAGUGGACACCGUGAUGGUGCCACUGCUGCAGUUCUUACACGACACCAAAUCGUUCUUCUUCAUCGAUGUUUACCCUUAUUUCCCGUGGUCGGGAAAUCCUUCCCAGAUUAGCCUUGAUUACGCAUUGCUCAAAGGAAAUGUCCGGUACAUGGACCCUAGAAAUGGCUUGAUCUACACAAAUCUUCUGGACCAAAUGCUUGAUUCGGUGAUCUUCGCCAUGACAAAGCUAGGAUUUCCGGGCAUUCGGAUUUCGAUAUCGGAAACGGGCUGGCCAACCGCUGGUGACGUAGAAGAACCAGGAGCAAAUAUACGCAAUGCAGCCACCUACAACCGGAACCUCAUACAAAAGAUAACAGCAAAACCAGCCGUCGGGACCCCAGCUAGGCCCGGCGUUGUCAUACCUACAAUCAUAUUUUCGUUGUACAAUGAGAAUCGAAAGAGUGGUCCGGGGACGGAGAGGAACUGGGGCCUGUUGCGGCCGGACGGGACUCCGGUUUACGACAUCGACCUGACCGGGAAGCAGAAUCUAUUGGAUUAUGCGCCGCUGCCCCGGGCGAGGAAUAACAUGCCCUAUAGGGGCCAGGUUUGGUGCGUGGUGGCGAGAGGGGCGGAUUUGAUGAAGCUAAGGCCGGCAUUGGCAUAUGCAUGCGGAGAAGGUAACGGGACGUGCGAUGCGCUUAAGCCAGGGAGCGAGUGUUACGAACCGGUGUCGGUGAUUCGGCAUGCGAGCUAUGCAUUUAGCUCGUACUGGGCGAGAUUUCGGAGUCAGGGUGCGACUUGUUACUUCAACGGACUCGCGGUGCAAACGACUCGGGAUCCCAGCCGUGGAUCGUGCAAGGUCCCAAGUGUGAAUCUUUGAAGACAACCCAUCGAGUUCCUAGCUAGCUACUACGUACAAAGCAUAUAUAUAACAAUCUGCCUCAUGCUAAUGCAUGCAGGGCAAACAUCGAACGUUAUUUUACUCUUUUAUUUAUUCAACUUGUAAGAUGUUUUUUUUCCAGAGAGAGGUUUAUAGAAAGUGUGCUUCAUUUCCUGUCUUCUUUUAGUUUGCACAUGUUACUUUGGCUAAUUGAGUGGAUGUAUUGCUAAUUUUUCUGCUUUUCAAUUCGAUUAGGAUUUCAUGCUAUUGUUUACUCUAAUGUUUUAUACAAUUCGAGGAUACGUAGGUCUUGAAUUCACUG